Messenger RNA from Postia placenta MAD-698-R-SB12, 219 nucleotides. RefSeq lists its product as hypothetical. Lineage: Eukaryota; Fungi; Basidiomycota; Agaricomycetes; Polyporales; Adustoporiaceae. The record is from RefSeq and is a predicted model, not a curated record. Bases 1 to 219 code for a protein of 72 amino acids. The transcript has 2 exons.
AUGCGACUUCAUAUAGCGCGGUCUGUUCUGUGCGUUGUUGAAGCACGCGGUCAGGAACGAGCUCGCAAGCUCGGGUGCGCGAGUAGCCGGGGGCCGGAGGCCCCUAUCAUAGUAUAUAACGACCCCGCGCGAUCUCGUGGACAAACGCGCUCGCCGCGCCGUCGCACCGGUUGUUCCAACAUGCGUAGCAAGUUCAAUUAUCUAUCUCGCUUUAACUAA